This is a messenger RNA of Formica exsecta, 8240 nucleotides long. RefSeq lists its product as uncharacterized. Gene Ontology annotation, biological process: sodium ion transmembrane transport. Gene Ontology annotation, cellular component: membrane. The coding region runs from base 771 to 6896 and encodes 2041 amino acids. Gene Ontology annotation, molecular function: zinc ion binding; protein binding. The record is from RefSeq and is a predicted model, not a curated record. NCBI's taxonomy places the organism in Eukaryota, Metazoa, Arthropoda, Insecta, Hymenoptera, Formicidae. The transcript is spliced from 14 exons.
CCGUAAUAACAAGUUGAUAGUUGAUAUCGGCGACGAUAGUGGGAGGCGCAAAGUUGGCUGCGAAGACGUCAUACGUCAUACCCCGUUCGUUGACUUGACAACGUUCACGACGCUUGAAGUUGUCGCUCUCGCGGAGGUUUGGCGCGAUGUGAAGAGAAGAGGAGUAGCAGCGGAUCGCGAUAUUUUCAGGCGAUCGCCGGCCGCGGGGACGCAAACAUUCUCCCCGAAGAAAGAACUUUAUCUCUAGAAAAAGAUAAAGAACGCGAGGAAUAUCCGAGAGGGCCGCGUCGCGAUCAACGGAUUUAGAGAACAAGAUCUCGAAAGGGAGAAGACAUCGCUCUACGUUUGGGAGUUCAGGAACGAGAAAGAAGGAAGGUGGAGGAAAGACAGAGGAGGCGUACACACACGCGCAAAAGUGAUAUGGAUACUGGAGGCGGGAACCGCAUACACGUCUCAGCGUCGCUGCAUUUUUUUUACACACGGCGCUCGAACAAGGUCGUACGCGAGUGGAACGUCCGUGAUUUAAGCGAAUUAUUGUGCGCGCGCGCGCGGACGCGUGCCCGGUUCGACGAGGUAGACGGACGAUGACAUUGUGUGUGUUGUUCCUUUUCACCGAUACACGCACGGAUACAUGCGGCUGCUUCCCGCCCCCUCCUCCCUAAUCCGUUUCAUCCGUCACGACGGGUUACCACGAAGAUUUCAUCUCGCUCUCCAAGCCUGAGUCGCUUUUUUGGCGUUUCCAGUAAGAAAAAGAUAUAAGUCGUCGCAAGAUGGCUUCUAAUGAAGACGGUGAUCUGAUCGAUCUCGGAAAUGAUGCAUGUGUGCCACGUGUCCCAGUGGACGAUGCGACAGCCGAGGAACAAGAGCAUUUACUCGACGUGUGCCCUCCGAAACUGGAGCAGAAGCUCUUCCUCACCAGGCGGCAGGAACUAGUGCUGGACAGCAUCGACAAGGGUGAUAUUCUAGUGACCUUGGGUCACGAUCAGGUGGUACCGAUUCGCAAGAGGAUCGAUGUAGUGUCGUCGGACACAAUUAAGCGGAUUCGCGACAUCACCAAGAAUCUUGAGCCGGUGAUACAUAGAACUUGCUCGGGCAUCAACGAGGAGACCCAACAAGACACAGUGGAUCACUCGACGAUCUUGGACUAUGAGAAGACGAAGCGUUCGAUGGCGAAGCACGAGGACGAGACGUAUGAGGCGCGGGAGAUAAAUAACGCCUUCGAUUUCCUCGCCGAGCACGAUGACAAUGAGGACCGAGCGGAAACGAGUUCGGGUCGCCUAAAGAACGAGAAUAUUAAUACGAAUCGCUCGCUAUACUCUAUGCGUCUCUUGACCGAGAAAGAGGACACGGUCAAUUACCCUUUCGAGUCGUCGUCCAGGACCUCGAGCGAGGAAACGACCGGUGGAAGUGACACGGACGAGAGGAUGGACGUCGUCAUGCCGAACGAGUACGAUGUCCAGCUGGACAAUCCGGCCUUCGAGUCCUCGCCGAAUUCGAGAAAGUCUCACGAGGACGAUCCGGCCGAGAACAGAUCCGUCUCCGUCGACUUGGAGCCGCACACGAGAAUCGUUCUUAAGAGACGCGGUCAGGAGGACAUCGCGUUUGAGUGCGGAAGCAAAAAACGCUUUUUCCGUGAGCCGCAUCGUAAAUCAUGGACGGAAGGGACGAGGCUGAACGCAGCUUUUACCGAUGGGCUUCCCAGUAUCGAUAGAUCCACCAGUCUUGAGGAAUAUCAUUAUGCACCGAACAUGGAUCGUGGAUUAUCCAGCUUUCUCACGAGACAGCCGCCGGAAGCGGAAUCGGCGACCAGCGUCGAGGACGGCUGCUCCGAAGGUUCUGAAGUGGAUUGGUCCUGGCUCGAGGAAGUAGAAUGCCUGCGGGCCGCGGAGUCUCUCGCCACCGGCGGUGAACGUGACGGCGAACAGGGGGGAGACGCUUCUUCCCCCACCGAUGAAAGCGCGGGGCGCAGGCGCGCCUGCGAUCGUCGCGAGACGGCGGCAACCCGCAGUGCCGCGAUGUCCGUCACCGCGACGGCAAAGUCCCUAGCAGUCGGUGGCUCGCGGUGGCCAUCCCCCGUUGGCGCGCUUCUCCUCGAUUGUCAAAAUAAUAACAACAAUGUCGGUCGUCGCAGCGGUCAACAUCGCCGACAUCGUAAUGUCAAUAAUAACAACGACGACGACGACGACAAUGAUGACGAAGCCGCGCGCUGCAACGCUACAAACGAGGCGGUCGAUCGCGAAAAUCGCUACGGCACGACGACGACGACCACCACCACCACCACCAUUCCCGUCGCCGGCUCCAUCGCCGCUACCGCAAACUCGUGGAUGCGCGCAUCUAUGCGGCGCCUGCGUCAUCUGCGGCUACCUGAGGGUACGCAACGCGGUGCCGGCGAGCCGGCCAAUCGGCGCGCCGCGUCCGUCUCGGCGCCGAAUUCGCUGCCGGACAUCGCGCUGAUCGCGCCGGAGAUCCUCGCGGCGCAGACCAACGGCGGUACUUCCGGCACGCUGCUGCGACCCUCGAGCGCGCCCGCGAGAAACGCGGCCACCGCCGCCGCCGGUGUCGCGACGCCGCGUCGAACCGGCCGGCAAUUCACCGGCGGCGGCAGGUCGCGGGGCGCGCGAAAUCGGGAAGCGGCCUCCUCGAGGCAGGGCAGCCUCGGAUCCACGACCACGACAAGCGACAUCACCGCGUCCGGUAACACGACCUGCUCCAGCGGCGCUUCCACCAGUCCAGCCUCCAGCACGGCGACCACUCCGCAACGCACCACUUCGAGAAGGAUAUGCGAGAGGCAAAGGGAUGCUGAGAGGCGAAACGACAACAGGGGCGAGGAUGACGACGAGGAUGAGAAUCCUCUCGGGAAGUGGCCGCACGCUCUUAGUUCGGCCCUCGCGUGUCUCGGCUGUACCUUGGGACUUUUUAAUAUCAGUAGAUUCGCCAUUCUUAGUAUACAGUUUGGAGCAAACUUCAUUGUACAGUUCCUGAUUUUAUCGUUUAUACUGGGCAUCCCAUUACUGACGUUACAAGUAUGUCUCGGGCAAAGACUGGCGGCCGGUUCUGUGGAUAUGUGGAGAAUUUCGCCGCUUUUUCAAGGUGUCGGAAUAGCCCUGCUCACCGCACAGGCUUUCAUCGGUAUCUACAGCAUAGUCGGUGUAUCGUGGAUGUUCGUUUACUUCAGAGAUUCGUUCAUAACGAAGCAGGACAAGUAUCGAUGGGCGGAGCCGUUUCUUCUCUAUCGAGACGACAGUCGUCCCACGCACAAUGCUACCACUUCGUACAAAUUAUACGAGACCGUUCCGGAUUACUUCAGCGGCGCCGUAUUGCAAAGACACCACUUGAACGAGGCCGAUCCCGGUGUCGUCACGUUAAAGUUUCAAGUGGCCUUCAAUUUAGCCGUCGUGUGGAUGAUUGUAUUUGUUUCGCUUAGUAAAGGGCUGAGAUCUUACGGAAAGGUUGUAUACGUUUUCACGCUGGUGCCCGUGUUCGGUACAUUAGUCCUUUGCACGAAACUGCUAGGACUUACUCCGCCGGGCUCGAUAAGCCAACUUUUCCCUGCUACUGUCUGGAACGAAUUCUUCAUUAAUGGAAAGUCAUGGGUGGCUGCCUCAAACGAGGUCUUCCUCACGUGGGGUUUACUUGGUGCGGCUGCUAUGCAGAUAGCGGCUCACAACAAGCACAAGCAUCUCCUACAGCGAGAUACGACUCUCGUGGUGAUUCUGACAUUUGUGGUGCUUCUACUUGGGGCUUUCUUAGCGAAUACCUGCGUACAGAUCCUCAGACUUCACGGUUACAUCUACACUACUAGUUCCUUCGAGAGAAUAUCAGGGUACACGUUUAUAAGGCUCGCCAAUAAACCGGCACCGUCGGGUCACAGCAGUACGCCGGAGAGAUUCAUGUCUCACGCAUCCUUCCUUCUUGGUCAACGCGUAAUACGACCCGGCGUAGACACGAGCAUCGAGUCCGGAUACCAGGUGUUACGUCUGGCCACUGAAUUGGUGCCCGCAACAUUGGCAUUGUUGGGCACCGAACAAGUGUCACCAUUCUGGGCGGUCCUGUUUUAUUUUAUCCUUAUCUUAUUUGGGAUCGCGCAACAGUUGGCAAUAUGGCAUUGCGUAAUAACCGGUAUAAUGGCAAUCAAUACGAAAAUGAUGAAGCUCUGGGAGACCACCAUUACGUUUUUUAGCUGCGCUUGUGCCUACAUACUCGGAUUGCCUAUGGCUACAGAGGAAAAAUUCUUGACGGAACACAUCACGCAGUGCGCAUCGGUCUUGGAAGAGUGUCCCAACAGAUGCGGGGUUUACGUUUCCCGCAGAAAUCUGGAGGAACAUCGGAAGUCGUGCAACAAAAAAAUGUCGAGGAGAAAUAAUCAAAUAAAAGACAUACAAGAUUCGGUGUGGAAGGAAAAGGUGUUCUCGGUAUUGACGUUACUGCGUCUAGCUAUCGAUCAAGGAGAAAAGGAGCGAAUUCGCCUGCAGGACGACCUUUCUAGGAGCUUGAGCUUAUUGUACUCUCAGCAGGAAUCUCUCGCCGCGUUGCAAUCGAAUAUCGCAGAAGCGGUCGAGGAGUAUCGCGGUAACGACGCAAUACUGAAUAUGAGGUUAAACGAUCUGGAGAUGAUCACUGACAAUAUGCAGCAUCGCACUAGUUCGAGCUUUUGGCAGAUAUCCGAACAGUUGAAGUUGUUCGAAGGAAGAUUGAUAGGCGAGCAAAACAAAUGUGCAUCAACCGAUUGGUUUAAAGAAUUAAAAGAUUUGAAGACGUUUAUCGCUAAAGAGAGUGUACGCGCGAGCGAUAUAUGGCAGGAACACUCGCAGCGUGUCAACGAUUUGAAACUGGAGUUGGAAAUGAGAUGUAAGGAUUCGAAGGACCUGACGUUCAAACAUGACACCUUGUCGAAAAAGCUUGAUAGUUUAGCGAAAGAAAUUCUUACAUGUUCCGAAAGCGCGGCCAAACAAAAAUUGGACCUGAAAGGUCUCAAGUUUCAAAUGAAAGAGAAUCUGAGAUACAUCGAGGAAUUGAUCGCGGAGAGUUGCAGACCGGCACCUUCGCUGUCGAGUUCUUCGUGUUCGUGCGCGGAAGGCUCCUCAACAAACGGCCGCAUUAUAUGGCGAAUCGACCGUUACAAGGAGAAGAUGAGCGAAGCAAGGGAGACCGAUUGCGCGUAUUACAGCCCGGUAUUCUACGACAAGGAAUACGGCUACACCCUGAGAAUGGAAUUAUUUCUGAACGGUAAAGGACAGUGGAAGGAUCGCCACAUUAUCGGAUGCUUGCGCGUGGAGAAUGGCAAGUGGGAUCCCCUGUUAGAUUGGCCUUGCGUACUCCGAGCCAUCGUAAUUCUUCGAGAUCAGGACAAUCCCGCGAACGACGUUAGAAAGAUUGUGAAGACCAUAGGCCGCGAUAGAGACGAUUCUAACGAGCCUGAUAAAGAAUCCGGACUAUACAUGUUUGUUCCACAUACCACGCUAAGUAGAUACGCCGGUUACACCAAGAAUAAUGUUAUAUUCUUGGACGUGCAAGUGAAAGAUAUAAAAACGAGUUUGGGUAUCUACGUAGUGUACUAUCUUGAUUAUACCGUCGGUGGGGCAUGGUGGAUAAUCGUUCUAUAUCUAAUGCAAGUCGGCGCCGUGUUCGCGGUCCGCGGACGGCCGCACACCGGCGAGGCGGUCGUCGCCGAAUUAUUCCCACCGACUGGGCGUUGCCUUAGAUACUGGGCCGGACCUUUGUUAUCCUUCAUCUGGAACGUCGUUCUCCCUGUCACUUUGAUGGUUCUCAGCAUCACGAUAUUUAAAAGCAGCGGUUUCCGGGAAUUGUAUUCUUAUCGUCGCACGAGCAGAGAUUACUGGGCCGUUUGGGCAAGGCAACUCGGGACGGCGAUUCAGCUGAUACCGAUACUGAUGAUACCAGCAGUGGCCGUCAUACAAACGUGUCGAUAUCUGAACAAUGGGCCACCCGAUAUAUUCGACAGAAUUCAAUUACUUUAUCGGCCACCGUUGGAACCGGAGGAUCCUCGUGACGCGCAGACUCAGAUCGGGAAUGACACUGGCACCGGCAGCUUGCAUGGCAACGGAAUCCUAGCCGCCGCGACCACGGAAAUACCGUUUGAGGAUCCGCCGCCCAAGUAUACACCGCCGCCGAGUUACACUACGGCGACCGGCGCGAGGAUCGCGAAAAUGCUGCGCCAGAGUUUUCGACGAAGCGUACGGAGGAUCGCGAACGUUCUGGGGGAAAGUAGCGCGCCGCGGCAGAGACCAGCAUUGCAGCAACCACCGCCGCCACCGGAUUACGCGACCGUACUGGUGGAAAUGAACCAGAGCGGCGGCAUGCCGAUUUCGUACGAUCAAGUCGCAAUCCACGUGCCUUUGGAACCGCGACCGGAUGUAACUAAUACGGGAAGAAGCGGUCGACAACAGGGCGUGGACGGUCGAGCGUCGGACGAGCGUCAGAAUGUUCGGCCGAACACAAUCGACCGCGCCAGCCGGAUCGGUAUCGCGAUCGAGAGAUCGCGCGCAUUGGAACGCACCCACUCGUCGACCCUCGACCGAGGUCGCCGAUUGAACAAUGUCGCGAACAUCGCCACUCUGUCCGGCUCGAAUUUGACGGCCACCGACGUGGCGAAUUUGCUGCGCAGCAGCAUACGUAGAGGUACCGCGAGAACGCAACAAUCCUUGCGUAGGAGUUUCUGCCACGAGGAGCCGACGAUGGCAGCGUCCGUCGAGAAUCUAGUCGAGGCCGCCGCGCCUAUCGGCCAAGAUUCCUUAAUCCUAUCGAAAGACGCAUCUCUAGUCCCCGGUGAACAGAUCAACGAGCACUGUCGCCACAACGACAACGGCGAUGGCAACGACAGCAACGAUGAAAAAAAGACUGCGAGCGAAAUGGAGAGUUCCGUUUCUGUGAUAUAGACUGAGAAUAUCGAUUAAACGUCGAUCGCACAUUUUAUUGAUGCGUGAUGCGCACGGCUAAGUUUCAAUCCGCUGAUUUUGGAUCAACCAUGAUUCCGGUUAGCGAUUCCCUGCCUCUUUCUAUAAGUUAUAACUUUCUACCUGUAAUGUAGACGGAGAGAAUAUCUCGUUAAUCAAAGUCGCGACGCUAAUUCUCUCGGGUAGUCUCCAGUGUUUAAAUUCCCCGAAAUUAGAACAUUGUUGUUCUCCUCCCGUGUGCCUAAACAUGUGCGCGUUUGUUACUAUUCCGAAGUACUUUUGUGUUCUUACGAUAUUUAUUUCUUAAUAUAUAUAUAUAUAUAUAUUUUCGUUAAAUAUUUAGAGAAAAUAAAGUUUUGCAUGAUACAGUUUGCUCCACACUUUUGAAUAUCUUGAACCUUCGCUACGAAUCUUAUAUAUUCAAUGUGAAGAUUUGUUACAUGAGUUUAAUCUCAUUUAAUUCCAUGAUGAAUACAAUUUUCUUAUUAAAAUUAAUUUAAAUAAAUUCAGAAUUAGAUUAAAUUACGAUCCCAAACAGUCAUGUAAAUAUGGGCCUGUGUCCUGUUAAUGACUAAUUGAAAGAAAUUAUUGUGCUGUUACUGUAAUAAAGAAAUGCAGUAUAUAUAAUCAUGUUAGGAAGUGUAUUGGUCUCCUAUUUCCCUGCUUUAUUGCCUAAAAAUUAUAUUUAAAAAAUGACUGAAAAAUAAACUAUAAACAAUCAGAAAAUAAGAUUAUUAAGAAAUACAUCAUUAAAUUUCUUAGUUUCUUAGCAGGAAGCUUAAAACUAGUUUUUUAAAUUUCGAGAACGUUGUUUGAAGUUCGUUCGCACGUAUUACGGCGUUAUUCUCGGAAAUCGCGCGGAUAAUAUCCGCAUGUAUAAUAUACCUGUGUUGUUCGUCGUAAUUAGUCCUGUAAAUACAUGCAGCAUUUUAGCGAAUUAAAUUAUGUUAUACAUUUAAAAUCGAUCAUAGACUCGCUAAGCAUCCCUUUCGUUAGCCUGAUUGACGCUGAUUUACUAUAAUACGAGUGUGUAUAGUCCGUCCAUGUUGUCAAUGUAUUUUUCCGUUGAUAAAUUCAACAAUUGUCGCAAAAGCGCUUCGUAAUUAUUAUAUAAUGAGCUAGAUCGAUUUCCAUAAUAUUUUUAUUCGAGUGAAAGCCAUCGAGCAUUACGUCGAAAAAAAAUUAUAAUAUUCGUAUAAACACAUGAAAUCUUAUAUAUGUACUCUAUAGCAUAAAUAUUCAGAGAUAUUCAAUUUUUCCAUAAAGUAAGUGUAACUGUUAUACCUGAUAUUAUGGACCAUAAUAAAGUUUUUAUGUUCUUGUAAA